Ylistrum balloti is the source of this 2697-nucleotide messenger RNA. RefSeq names its product histone-lysine N-methyltransferase 2D-like. The transcript has 23 exons. Gene Ontology annotation, molecular function: signaling adaptor activity. NCBI's taxonomy places the organism in Eukaryota, Metazoa, Mollusca, Bivalvia, Pectinida, Pectinidae. The coding region runs from base 1 to 2697 and encodes 898 amino acids. The record is from RefSeq and is a predicted model, not a curated record.
AUGUCGGAGAAUAACACGCUACAUUGUGGAUGGUUGGAGCGUAUUACUAAAGACACGAAGGGUAAAGAAAAGCGAGAGCACCUGUGGUCAGUACUGAAGAGAAAUGGUUAUAUAUUUUUCUUUACGGACCAGAGAGAACACACAGGGGAAACGCAUACUGGAAAACUCCCUAUAAAUUCCAACACUGUAUUUACAAGACGAGAAAAAGAGGAAAAGAAAUAUGGUGGCUAUGUAUUUACGAUAUUUGCCAGAGAUAGAAAUAUUGAGUCCAACGUUAAAUUCAAGACCGCUAAAAAGUCGGCAAUGGAGGAGUGGAGGGGGUUCAUCUCCAUCGUAUCCAAGGAUAGCAUACCACCCGACCUUGACCUUCCAACAGAUUACAUCCAAGAAAUGGAAUUUAUCCUCGGGGGAUUAAAACGGUGUCCAAAAGAACCAGACGGUCACUUGAGCGCGCGCACCGACUUAAGUAGAGACAGCGGUAUACCACACGACUCCGUCAGCAGGGUAACUAGCAUAACAAAACGCACUUCCGCCUCCGAGGGGUCGGGCGGAAGUGGAGGGAGCUCUACUUUUAGUACAAACGGACGGAGUGGCAAGACCAUAAUUUCACAGAGGCACAAGUUUUCGAACAAUCCUCUGGGCGACGAUGUGUAUCCCAGCUGGUUCGUUCCGAACUGUUCCCGCGAAAAGGCCCUUUCCAUAUUUACCAAGGUUGGUACAACCUAUGGAAAUACUCUGAUGAGGGAGAGCGCUCAGGCGGCAUCUCAUGGUACCUACGUGAUCUCUUACUGUUCCAAGAUCAAAGACAGAGCACCCGUGUGUGACCACUUCAAGGUCCUUAGAACGGUCGGAGGUUUUAGAAUCGAUGUUGAUACCACGCAUCCUGACAUGAGCAACCUGACUGAUGUGAUGAUGUUUUUCAUCAAAUUAAAUGGAUCAGAUCGUACACAAACUCUAACUACCAAUGAUUUCAACCUUCUCGGGCAGGCCGAUUCCGACUACACGACAUAUCUGCCGAAAAAUGUGGACCAGCAUCCUGGAGAAUCAGCAGUUGCAGCGAAGACACGAGAUCGGAAAAUCUCAGAACCACCACCUGAUUACGACUAUGAGGCCCCAGUGUCGACACGACCUAAAACCGUUACGGGUGCAACACUUCAAAACGAGAUGAAAAAGUAUAAUGCGGAGCAUGCUCGUGCUAAAGAACCUGCUCGUAGCAACAGACAUUUGCACUAUGAAAAGACUGGUAGCCAUACCGUCGCUCCUAUGAGGAGGGUGGCCCGCUCUGAGCUGCCACCCGGAGUCCGUAAUAGUAUGCCAGACCCGAGACAGCUUAACAAAAUUCCACGCACAGCAGUUUCAUGGCAAGGAGAUCCCAACUUUCACACUAAAGUAGUCACUCCACCGAAACAAAGGGAGCAAACUCCACCACCGCCUUGUGCAGUUAACUCGCCUUUGGGCUAUGAAAACGACAAACCUGGAUUUGACCAAGUGAUAUCCAGGCACACAAUGGACGAUAGUAGUUCUGAAAUACCACCACCAAAUUAUAAGGCACCAGCUCCACCGCCUGUUAUGUUAUCUGUGGUUUCUGGAAAAACAAUGGGUAUGCAUAGCCCCGAACUGCCACAGCCAGAUCAGUUGGCUCCACCUCCUCCCCAAAGUUCCUCCAAAGGUAUACCGUCGAAGGCACCUCCAUCAUUUAAAGCCCCGCAAAGUCCUCCGGCCCGCAAUGACACAGAAGAACGACCUGUUCCAGCUUCCGGGAUCCCGGCGCCUCCCCCUCCACCUCCUCCACCUCCUGUGAUAGGACCUGGGGGAAGUCCCAGUAAGUCACCUGAUACAAAAAGUAAUGCCAUCCAAGUAACAGGGCGGAAAGGGCGGUUAUCAAGCGCAGAUGAUGAUGACGUAGCACACAAGAUUCCAAAUUUACGUCGACCAACCGCUCCUCAUAUCUGGAGACUGCCUGAUCAGAAUGAGAGGUCAAAACAAAUGCGAUCUCAGUCAGUGCCUAACCUGGAGGAUCAUCUGAAGAACGUUAAACUCAGACCCAAGCCACAAAGUCCACUUGAUAUCAGAGUGUCUACCUCCAUGAUUCAACGACAUCCACCUAAGUCCGUCCCCCCAAAGUCGAGUGCAAGUUUUGACUCCGGAAGUUAUCGGGCGGAAGCAAAACCUGUUGAAUCAGAGAUAGAUGACUCUCGUCCUGGUGGCGUGGGAACGCUCACUAGAAAAUUUGGAGAAAUCGAAUUUGCGAAAAGGAAAAUCGCCGAUUCACCACCAGUGCACACGUCACGAAACGUUUCUUCUGCGAUUGGUCAACUUUACGUAAACGAAGUAAAGGAGGAAAAAUAUAGGAAUGAUCAGAUGGAUGACUCUUACGUCAAUGUUGCUGUGAGUGACGUCACUAGAAUACCGGGCUUCCAUGAGCCUAGUCAAUAUGUCAAUACUCAGCAAGAAUUUCCUGUUAAGAUCAGAAAUGAUACAACAACCAAUUGUGUGGACACGUCAGGAAAUCCGUCUGUGCAGGCAUUAAAGAAAAAACUUGAUUUAGAAAAGGUGCUGGGGUCCCCAGGUUUGCCAAAAGUUUCCCCGAAAGUUACUUCUCCUGAAGUGCGAAACAAAAGAGACAUUCCACUUCCAGCAAUACCAGUGGAAACUGCAGAAGACACGAAAGACGAAAUUUACGAUAUUGUGGGUUAG